Molecule: messenger RNA, 1526 nt
Organism: Perognathus longimembris pacificus (Pacific pocket mouse)
Lineage: Eukaryota; Metazoa; Chordata; Mammalia; Rodentia; Heteromyidae
Gene: C2cd4b
Product: C2 calcium dependent domain containing 4B
Exons: 2
Coding region: 117-1256 (379 amino acids)
Source: RefSeq, a predicted model, not a curated record
GUCCCCAGCUGGGUGCUGGCAACCGCACUGGGAAAAACUCCCUGAGAGAAGGUCUGAUUUCUGUGCUCAGGAGCACGUCUACCCUACCGGCUGCUCUCAGCCCCAGAAUCCCAAGGAUGCGGCUCCUCGGGAGACUCCGCUCUUCGGCCCCGGGACCCGCCUUCUCCAAUGUGCUCACGCCGGCUCGCAUCCCGGAGUUCUGCAUCCCGCCGCGGCUGCCCCUGCCCAGCCCGCCGCAGCCGUCGCCCCAGGACGCGGUCCUGCCCCGGCGCUGCGCAGCCGAACCCGACCUGUGGCUCCGAUCGGCCGACGACGAGGGCGCGGGCCGCACGGACUGGGACCCGCGCUCGCAGGCCGCGCUCUCGCUGCCGCACCUGCCCCGCGCGCGCACCGCCUACGGCUUCUGCGCGCUGCUCGAGAGCCCGCACACGCGCCGCAAAGAGUCGCUCUUCCUCGGGGACCCCGGCGCCGCCGCCGCCGCCGCGCCGCUCUGCGCCCCGCGCCCCCACUCCGCGCCGCGCCCGCGGGCGCACACCUACUGCGCGGGCGCCGUGAGGCCGCGACCGGCACGCGGAGGGGAGCGCGACGCCCCCCCGGCGGCCCCGCCGGCCUCCGCCCCGGCCCCCGCCGGCCCCCAACCCACUGCGGACUCGGCCGCCGCGCGGCCCCGCGGGCGCCGCCUCCUGCGCGCCCCCGACGGGCUGCUGGGCCGCGCGCUGCGCGCCUGCGGGAGCCGGGGCUCGGCGCGCGCCCGCUCCGCCUCCGGCCGGGUCAAAGACGAGGUGGAGCGCGACGCCGCCGCCGCCGCCCCCGAGUCCCCCAUCUCGGCCCCGGCGCGCCCCUCGCCAGCCCCGGGCCCGCGGCCCGAGCGCCUGGAGGCCGAGGGCACCGUGGCCCUGAGCCGCGCCGGCUGCGCCCUGCGCCUGGCCGCUGAGUACAGUCCGGACAGCGGGCGCCUCCGCCUGCGGCUGCUGCGCGCGCAGGGCCCGGCCGGGGGCGCCCUGGAGCCCCGCGCCGUGGCCUGUCGCCUCCGCCUGGUGCUGCAGCCGCCGGGCGCCUGGCGCGCGCCGCUGCGCGCGGGCUUGGGGCGCAGCCGCCGGGCCGCCCUGGAGCAGGACUUCUGCUUCGACGGCCUCAGCGAGGAGCAGCUGCGCCGCCUGGCCGUGCGCGUCCAGGCCGAGCUCAAGGGCCGCGGGCUGGAGCGGGGCCGCCGGCUGGGCCAGGGCGAGCUGCUGCUGGGCGCCCUGCUGCUCUGAGCGCGGGGCUCCCUGCUCAGCCCGGGACACGCACAGCCGCUCCGGACAAAAUAAAAGACAUUUAUUUUUGUCUAGUCUUGGCAGAGAUAAUACUGGAUCAUCUCCAGCACCUUUGUGAAGGAUGGAAUUAUAAUGUUUGUGCCUUGAAAAUUCUGUUCUGUAAAUAUAAUUUUCAAAAGUGUUUUCCAAUUUUGAUAGCCAAGUGCAUUUCAUAGGUAUGAAGCUCAUGCAGUGUUAGGACAGUCUCAUUUUACGGUUUAUUCCACACCU